Sardina pilchardus (European sardine) is the source of this 1398-nucleotide messenger RNA. It is a transcript of the gene manbal, whose product is annotated as mannosidase beta like. Bases 159 to 425 code for a protein of 88 amino acids. The record is from RefSeq and is a predicted model, not a curated record. NCBI's taxonomy places the organism in Eukaryota, Metazoa, Chordata, Actinopteri, Clupeiformes, Clupeidae. Gene Ontology annotation, cellular component: membrane. The transcript has 3 exons.
UGCAGACGUCGGAGCGAUGAGCUCAUUUCCGACUCUAACCUAACGUUGACGAGCUUUCUUCAUCACUUGGAUUCACAAAAAGCUGUUUUUAUUUAGUUUAAUGUAAUCCUGUGAUUCUUUGAUAGAAGAUAAAGGAGGCGUUUAUCACCGUUCUAGUCAUGUCGGCGGCGGACUUGGAUCUGUCACCGCCGGAGGUUCCCGAGCCCACUUUCUUUGAGAGUCUUCUCCGUUAUGGACUCCUGCUCGGGGCUAUCUUCCAGCUAGUCUGCAUCUUGGCUGUGAUAAUGCCCUUCAACAAGAGCUACGAACAGGAGGAAUCUGCAGAGAAAAGUGAAAUGAAAGCAGGAGACCAAAGCAAGAAGGCCAAGGGGCCUGUUCCUCAAGCCCGUCAGAAACCCAAGAAAGAGAGUAAAAAGAAGAGAUAAGUGUGCGUGGGUGUGUCGGUGCACACACACACUGUGUGAGUGGGUGUGUCUGUGAGUGUGAACACACUAGGGGGCUUCGACUUGAUGUAGCCGCCUGCAACCGUCUUAAGAUGGUUACGUGACGUGAUUAUGUCUGAGAUUCUCAUACGUUUUGAACCAUGAUGUACAGUAUGCACAAUUCAGGUUUGAAAACGUAUCAGAAUUUCAGAAAUAAUCACUUUAUGCUGUCAGUUUAAGACAGCUGCAAGCGGCUACAUCGGAGUCGAAUCCCCCCUACUGUGUAUGUGUGUGCGCAUGUGUGUGUAUUUAUGGUCCUGCAGUUAGACAGGCUUGGAAAUGCAGCAGUUUUUGCAUUAAUCGUUGAUCUAAAUACCUCCAUGACGAGGCGCGCUGCAGCUCUGGCAUCAACCAAUGCGGUGCCAUUUUAUAGUACGAAUUAUAUGAAUGACCACUGAGGAAUACUUCUUCAGUGCAAAUGUGUGUACUGUGGUGCUUUCAGCUACAGGCAACACUCUUGGUUAACACUACCAGUGAUGCAUAAUUACACCGUGACAUAUAACUUAUCUGUGACUGGUGGACAUGUCAGGCUAACGAACAUAGAAACUAUUGUUGUUUAAAUGCUGACAAAAACGACAGAGUUGAUGUGUGAGCAAAUCUUGACAGUAUGGGAUGCAACAUGUCUUUUAACACAGACAUCAUGUUUUUUUUGUCUUGUUUCGUGUGUGUGUGUUUUUUAUACAUUUGUAUUAAUCUCUUGGGAUAUCAUGAGGGUGUUUGGGCCACUGCUUAAGUUGCACAUAUGGUGUGCGCCGUCAGUUGGGCCUGUGUUGUUAAAUCCAAAUUGACCACUACAUGUAAUAAAGUAUUGUUCAUCAAUGUAAAAUCCUGUUGAUGUGUGAUCAUCUCUUCUGAUUGAAUGUAUUUAAUGUUAAUGUGGUAUGAUCUAAUAGAUCAAUCUAAAAAUGACUCAUAA